AUGGACAAAAAUCGCUUGCAACGCCAGCUUGACAUGAAGAGGUCCCUCAUUGAUCAGGGGUACCUUGAUGAGCAAUUUAUCCAGCUUGAGGAAUUGCAAGACGAGGACAGCCCUAAUUUUGUAGAGGAUAUGGUGACAAUGUUCUAUAACAAUUCAGCUAGGCUGCUAGAAAACAUAGAACAAGCACUGGUUACUGGGCCUAUUGAUUUCCCUAAGCUGGACGAUUAUAUGCACCAAUUCAAAGGUAGUAGCUCAAGCAUUGGAGCUACUAGAGUGAAGAACGAAUGCACACGAUUCCUAGAACACUGCACGGCCGGAAAUGCGGAAGGAUGCGUUAGGACUUUCCUACGAGUCAAACAAGAGCAUGCAAUUUUGAGGACGAAGCUGGAAACUUAUUUUCAGUUGGCAAGACAAGCUGGAUCAUCUGCAUCUGGAGGAGCCAAAGCCAGAUGAUGAAUUUAUCUGAAGGAAGAUUUAUGAUCAUUUUAC
Molecule: messenger RNA, 489 nt
Organism: Corylus avellana
Lineage: Eukaryota; Viridiplantae; Streptophyta; Magnoliopsida; Fagales; Betulaceae
Product: histidine-containing phosphotransfer protein 4-like
Biological process (GO): phosphorelay signal transduction system; cytokinin-activated signaling pathway; phosphorylation
Cellular component (GO): nucleus; cytoplasm
Molecular function (GO): protein histidine kinase binding; histidine phosphotransfer kinase activity
Source: RefSeq, a predicted model, not a curated record